GAGCCAGCCACAGCUCUGUACCCUAGCUCGGGGAGGGAGGGGGGUCAGGGUGCAGCUCUGCCUAAUGAAGCAGAGGACACUGUGUGUCCCCUCCGGGCUGUGUCUGUGCUGCUGGGGGGAAUGCAAGGGACAUGGCGGGCUGGCGCAGGUCCCUCCUGCGCAGCGUUCCUGUCAUGUGCUUUCGAACCCUCUGGUCUCAUUUCCAAAAAAGCAUUUCCUCCUGCUGUGGUCACAUAUAAAAGCCUGCUUGGGGAGGGCUGGUGCUCAUUCAUCACACGUCGUGCAGCAGCAAUGGGGCGUGGGGGAACCCUGCACUGAGUCUCCCCCGCACUGGGGGCCCCGUGCUCUGUUGUGCCCACCCCUGUCACACGGCAUGACCCAGCUGUGCCGGCUACAAGGAUGAAGCACCGCUGCCCAGGGGCGGCCUCGGUGCUCCUGGCAGUGCUGUGGCUGCUGGCCAGCGGAUCACAACCCCCGGGCUGCCAGGACUGUUCCAUGCUACGCAGCCAGCAGGGCCUGGUGCUCCCAUCCACCCGCACUCGGAGGUCCACCGUAAAGUCCUGCCCCUCUGGGAUGAGCUGGAUCCGUUCAGUUGAUCGGUGCUGUAACCAGUGUCCCCCAGGGACAUUCCUGCAAACCCCCUGCACGAGCCAUGGAAAUGACAACAUCUGUGUAGCCUGUCCUGCCGGCACCUUUCUCUCCCACCCCAACACCCGCCCCAAGUGCGAUGCUUGUUACACGUGUGACCAUCAAACUUUCCAGACUGUGGUGAGCAACUGUUCAGCCACCAGCAACAUCGCCUGUGGCUGUGAGUCUGGCCACUUUCGCGAGUGCCAAAACAAGGAUGACUCCUGCAGUGACUUCUCCUGCAAGAAGUGCAAGACCUGCCCUGGGAAACUGCUCCUGCAGCCCUGCUCAGACAGGCAAGAUGCACAGUGUGGGAGCUGCAAGCCUGACUUCUACGCCGAAGGCAGUGAGUGCCACCCAUGCCACAUGAGCACCCCGGAGACAUGCGGCGAGGAGUGCCAGCGGGUGUGUGGCCACCGUGCCCGAGGCUCAGGGCUGGAGUACAUCCUGCUGGGCCUUACCGGGCCCCUCUUCCUGGGUGCCCUUGCCAUCUAUCACAAGCGGAAGCGACUCCAGAUGGAGACCCCAGCAGUCAGCCCCCUCCCUACAGUCUCACACUGGGACUGCUCUGGCCCCACAGCCUGUAUGCACUCCAUCACCCAGAGGGCUGCAGCAACAGAGGUGGUGCAGUGCCAGGUGUGGGAGCCUGGCCCCAGAAUGGCGAGGAGGAGCUCCGAGUCCUCGGCCUUGCUGCACCAACAACCCAGCAGAGCAGCAUUGCCCAACAGCACCACAGAGCCCUCGGUGCCCCAGGAGCCCAGCACAGUGCACAGCCCGGCCCCACCACUCAGCAGCCCCCAGCACUGUGCCCUGCUGCAGGGCAGCCAGCUCUACGCUGUCAUCAAUGCAGUGCCGGUGCGGCGCUGGAAGGAGUUCAUGCGGGUCCUGGAGCUGCGGGACACAGAGAUCGAGCUGGUGGAGAUGGAGGUGGCACCGUUCCGCGACCGGCAGUACGAGAUGCUGAAGCGCUGGUGCCAGCAGACCAGUGCCACGCUUGACCGCAUCUUUGCUGCCCUGGAGCACAUGGAGCUGUCGGGCUGCGCUGAGACACUGCGCCAGAGCCUGGCAUUGGGACCCUGAAUUCAUGUCCGCAAAGAGGUGACACAGCACCAGCGGCUGCCCCAGAGCCCUCCUGGCUGCACUGUGCCCCCAUCAGCAAAGUGAGCGGAUCCGGCGCCACGGAGUGCCCUACCACUAAGUAUUGUUACUUAUGCUGUGUAGACAUUUUAUGUCAGUUAUCUGGACUGCAGGCUCAGGCUGCAGGAGCAGGACAGAACUCAACUUCUGGGCCACUCACCCACCCCUAUUUAUGUCCUCUUUCUCCCGGGACCCCGUGCUGCUCGCAGGACGAGCAGGCACCGACCCCGCUGCCAACCCAUGGGAUAGUUCUCGAGGCCACCCAGCUGGUGCACAUGGGUGGGCCUGCCCCUGCCCCAAUAAAGUGGUGUGUUCUCCA
This is a messenger RNA of Phasianus colchicus (ring-necked pheasant), 2083 nucleotides long. It is a transcript of the gene TNFRSF25, whose product is annotated as TNF receptor superfamily member 25. NCBI's taxonomy places the organism in Eukaryota, Metazoa, Chordata, Aves, Galliformes, Phasianidae. Gene Ontology annotation, cellular component: plasma membrane. The record is from RefSeq and is a predicted model, not a curated record. Gene Ontology annotation, molecular function: protein binding. Gene Ontology annotation, biological process: signal transduction.